Messenger RNA from Chilo suppressalis (striped riceborer), 2751 nucleotides. The record is from the annotation of a GenBank genome assembly. Lineage: Eukaryota; Metazoa; Arthropoda; Insecta; Lepidoptera; Crambidae.
AUGAAUCCACAAAGCAAAUCAACAUCUUUAUCUGCUGACCUGAAUAAUUUCAUUUAUGGUGUAUCAAGACGAAAUUCACAAAAUGCACCCGAGUUGACAAAAAUCGGAAUAAAUCUACUUAAAAAUUUCCCUGCGGCUCGGGAUGCAGUUUUGGAGUACUUUGCUAUGGUUUUUCAUGAUGCAGUCAAUGUUUCCCUUAACCAGACAGAGUACGAGGCUGAUAUCAACGUAAAUGGGUCUUUGGAGAGUGUGAGUAUGAUUGGGCCAGAAUUGUGCAGUUUGGGUCCAUCAUGGGCACCUUUUAUCGCUCCUUGGUGCAUAAGUUUAAUAAUGGAUAUUGCUACUAAGAAAUCCAAUAUACCAAAUGUUACUCUACAAAGCACAGAACCUGUUAGAGUACUCUUAGAUAUGACAACACAGAACCUGACUCUUCUUAAUUCAGAUGAGAGAGCAAAAUGCAUCGACAUGAUGUUAGGUUCGUGGCAGUGUUCCUGGGCAGUAGGUUGGGUAGGUCGCGCGGAGCCCGCUCUAGUGGCGCCCCGAGCGUUGGCGCUGCCGGCCGACGCCGCGCGCGCAGUGUUCGCACACCUCGCCAAUCACCCGCUAGCGCUAGCUCAUGUACGGGCUGCGCUAGUUGAUAUGUUCCAUGAAGCAAUCAAAGACGAUAGCAAACUAGAGAAAAGACGUGAAGUGAUUCCUUAUUUACUCAAUUUGGCGUCCAAAUCGGAUGUAGUGCUUAAGGCCCUAACCCAAGACAUUGAACUCACAUUGAGUUGGGAGGGGAUGGACAGACUGUGCUCCGUGUGCGCGUCCCAGCGGCACUCGCCCGCGUGGGAGGGCGUGGGCCCCGCGGCGUUGGUGGCGCUGCUGAUGCACAGUCUGUGCUCUGUGUGUGGUAUAGUUUUAUCUGAUAGUGUACAAAAAAAUCAAAUCCAAACACAGGAUAAAUACCUCCUUCAAAAACUGGAAUACGAAAGUUUGUUCUCCGACAAGAAUAUCCCGUUAUUGACGAGUGCUGCAGAAGAGAGUAGCGUAGUUCGGGAGAAGCUUCUAACCGGAAACCAACUAGAACGGUAUUCGCUUGCCAGGGUGCUCAUAUUAGUCAGUUACAAUCUACCAUCAGAGUUUGUGAGCACAAUCAGUUACUUACUGCAAUAUUCCCGAAACGAUACUACUCUCGCUAUCCUAGUUCGGAUAAUAUCUGGCACGAUCACAAUGCACAUACCGAACGAUUCGCCAGACAUUAACAUGGACACUGAACGACACCAGAACUUUAUAAAGACCGGCGUGGAGUACGCCCUGAGAGAUGCCAUGAUAUCCGAUACGGAAAUCAAGAGGUGCUUCAUCGAGGACAAAGUGCCGAAGGACCAAAAGACUUACCUGCAUUACUACUGCUUGAAUAUCAUCAAGCUUUUAAGAUGGGAGAACUCCAAUCGAGUGGGACAUCUACGGACACGUCCGAUCGGUCGCGCUGUAGAAGCCAGUCUGUACAGAAUAGGCGGUGCGUUGCAAGACUACGCGACGUUACUGCGCGUGCGACCCGAGUGUACUAUGGCUUCUUUGGAUGAGAUGCCUACGUGUCAUGCACUCGCUGAGGUCCUGGAUAGAGUUGAUAUGUCGGGAACGAAGGCGCCGCCCCCCAGUGUGGAAGUCAUAUUGAAAGUGGUGCAAGCAACAGUUAAAUAUUUUUUCAGGUGUUUACAUGAAAAAGAUAUGUUGGACAAACUGCGCGGCGUGCAGACCGCUUGCCGUUUAUUGCGCAAGCUUUGCAUCCACAGUAAAUUGGCUCGGGCUAUUGCCCUAAGAGAUUUACUGGAGACCGCCAUGUUUAGAGAGGAGAGAGCCUUCGGCAGCCGCAGCGUUGUCGCCAACACUGUCACCUCGAAUAGGGAGUGGGCUAAUGACGAGCUCUUGAUACAUUUGAAUCAGAAGCAUGGAGCAAUAACUCAGUUGACCCAAAGCCACACGUCCGUUUUCCACGCGGGCAUCAUCGGCAAAGGCGUACGGAAACAAAAUGGCGCCGACAACGGCGACGGCAUCCCUCCCAUACUCACUACGAACAACGAGUUGCUGAUGGCUGCUCUUAUGUCUUGUAUGGACGGGAACAGCGGUGUGGUUGAAGGCGCGACGUCAGUAUCGUUGCUUCUGGUGGAGCUUGUAUCACCCGAUGUUAUGUACAAUGGCCUGCCUUGGCCGGACGAAGAUUUCACUAAGCAAGUGAGCAUAGAACGCGAGCUAUAUAUGCGCGGCGCUUUAGAGAACUGCGCCGUCGCCCGCGCCGCCCUGCGCCGGGCCGCGGCCGCCCGCCCCGCGCUCUGCCUCGCCUCCGCCCUACUGCGAGCUACGGCCGCCACCCUGCUGCAUCGACACCGCGCGCUACUAGAUCGCCACUCUCAAUCGGCGGAAAUGGCCCGGGAGCGAGCAGCAUUGGCGGAACUGCUGGCCACCAUGACCCUGGGCCAGUUGCUGCCCCAUCCGCUCAGCCAUAUGCUGGAGCUGGCCCCGGGACUGACUGCCGGCGAGAUCGUGCAAGUACUACGAGAUUGUCUAUGGAACUACACGCGCGAUCACGUGCCUUCGCCUGCCUUAUUCACUUGUGACGCAACAGGUCUUCAUUGGCGCGAUCCAUCGACAUGCAAGCCACCGGCUACAUACACGGACACAUUGAGGCUCAUCAUACAGAAGAGGAUCUCCAAACUGGGACAUCUCUACCCCAUUAUGUUCCUCAAUCUCGAGAAAGAAACUCAAUAG